AUGCUGCGUCCGUCAUCUACUAAAUUAGUGGGCCAAAGGCUAUUCACCACUGCUCGAUCCCUCCAGGCUGCUAAACCGGCACCAAAAGGUAAAACUCAAGGGUUUUCCAAAAAAUCAUCCUCUGUAUCGUCUUACUCAUCUGCCAAAAGGAUAACUCCAGGUUCAUUAUAUAAGAACUGGACAAAUACCACACAUACUGCCCAAUUACAACAAACUGCCAUCCCUCUGGCAUUACCCAUUUUUAACUUCGAGAAUAUUUCCAAGACCUUGAAUAAAGUAGUGGCGUACUCCAACAAACACUACAAAUCUCUUCACCAUUUAGGUUCCUUCAAGAAGUCUCAAUUUAAUGAAUUAUUUCAAAAACCUGUUUGUUUGGUUCGUGAAGAUGCAACCAAUAGCUUUUUGAAAAAACUAGUUUCUCAUCCAAAUAAGAAGUUUAUAAUUACUGGAGAACCUGGUGUUGGGAAAACCGUACUUCUUUCACAAGUACAUGCAUAUGCGGUCGAUUCUAAACAAAUUAUCAUCAACAUAUCCUAUCCCGAAUUGUUUUUGAACGGCAGAAAUGAUUUUUACUAUGAUGAAGAUUUAAAACUCUACAUUCAACCAAUGUUUUUAAAAAAGCUCAUAAGGAAAAUACUGAAGGCUAAUGACCCCUUGCUUUUAAAAUCUAUCGAACUGUCUAAAGACUAUAAGUUUUCGAAUGCAAAUCCAAAAAAUGCAUCCAUCAAACCAUUCGUCACAUUGAGCAAGAAGAAAAAUACGGUGCUGGAUUUAUUAUCCGUGAUGACUCACUCUCAAAAUCGUGGCAAACUUAUGAGAGCCAUUGUUGAUGAGCUAUCGAUUCAAUCUAAAGUGCCAAUCAUGUUCACAGUAGAUAACUUUUCGAAACUUUUAACUACUGCAUAUUCUGCGUACAGAAAUACGCAAAAUAAACAAAUAUAUUCGCUGAAUUUACAAAUGGGAAAACUAAUAAUGGACAUUAUUUCAGGGGAGACAAAAUUUGCUAAUAAUGAGAGUUCAGUGAUUUUGGCUAUAUCCGGAGUGGAUAGAACAAACAAGACGUUACCUGUAGCAUUGGGUAAAUUACCGGCAGACCCUUAUGUUACUAGAUAUCAUUAUGAACAAAAUUUCGUGAAAUUACUACAAAAAGGUAAUGUCACCGAAUUCGAAGUCCCUAAAUUGAACAAGCAGGAAGUUAACGAACUGAUCGAAUACUACAAAAAAUCGAAUGUUCUACUAGACAAAGAUGUCACAGGAAAAAAGUGGGACAAUUUAGUCGACGAAAAAUAUUUCAUAAGUGGUAAUGGUAACCCAAGAGAAUUACUGAGAAGUUUAGUUCUUUCCCACAGAUGA
Saccharomyces mikatae IFO 1815 is the source of this 1353-nucleotide messenger RNA. It is a transcript of the gene RSM23, whose product is annotated as mitochondrial 37S ribosomal protein mS29. The record is from RefSeq and is a predicted model, not a curated record. Gene Ontology annotation, cellular component: mitochondrial small ribosomal subunit. NCBI's taxonomy places the organism in Eukaryota, Fungi, Ascomycota, Saccharomycetes, Saccharomycetales, Saccharomycetaceae. The transcript has a single exon. Gene Ontology annotation, molecular function: structural constituent of ribosome; ATP hydrolysis activity. Gene Ontology annotation, biological process: mitochondrial translation. Bases 1 to 1353 code for a protein of 450 amino acids.